Bombus pascuorum is the source of this 9816-nucleotide messenger RNA. RefSeq names its product lachesin-like. The transcript has 9 exons. The record is from RefSeq and is a predicted model, not a curated record. Bases 823 to 2100 code for a protein of 425 amino acids. Lineage: Eukaryota; Metazoa; Arthropoda; Insecta; Hymenoptera; Apidae. Gene Ontology annotation, cellular component: neuron projection.
AGUCGUGGUGAACGCAGUUCUCGACGGAUCGCCGAGAAGGUGUAACGGUGUUGCUAGAUGCGAGUGACGGCGAGACGUACGAAAAGCCACGUGAUCGACUCUUUCACCGGCUGAACGUGACAGCUGAACGCGGCGACAGCUUUCGCGAUCAUUCGUUCUACUUCUUCGUCGUCGACCUUCAACCACUUAAGGAGUGUCACUGCUCUAUAUUGUCGUAAAUUCCUUGAGUCUCGUCGCGAAACAAAACCUAAACAGAUCAUGACAGCAAACGUAAAGCAUGGUUGAUCGUUGAGCCGCGUUUUAUGCAAAAAUUUACAUAUGAUUUAUUUUUUCGAUCGAGCUCUUCCGUUAUCUUUGCUCGUCGAAUAUGAGUGAUGUUCCGUUUCGUGAGCGAAAGAAGUCGUAUGUCGAUCAAAGACGCGUUUAAAUUGUUUAUUUGGUCCGGAAAAUCAGGAUAGCUUUCGAGAGGGGGGCGUGUUUAAUUUGAUCGUCGUUGAGGCACGCGGAUUGAGACAUGCCAGAGAAACGUAGUUAACCAGAUACGUGAUUCUUGUGUGAUACAACGUGGACGGCGCGGCAUCGUGCAGUGUUUAAGGGUGUUGAAGGUGCGUCCAAUGAAGGGAUAAGAAUGCCACCGGUGCUACAGCGGUAGAGGGUGUCACGGAUCUGGGAUUUUCGAGGCUGAGGAGCGCUUAGAUAAGGCAUGCUAUGCGUCAGAAGACUGGAAACAGAGGUUCUCGCGGAAGAUGACAGCGUUAAGUAGAUAAAGGAACAGCUGCUGGUUCCAUCGACCGACGACGACGACGAUUCAUCGCGUUUUCCAUGCAGUGCACAAUGCUCUGCCAUCGCGCUCUUGUCGUUCUCUUUGCUGUCAACGUGCCAAUCGUGACGGGGCUCGAGCCAGACUUCACAUACCCGUUGGAGAACUUAACGAUCUCGCAGGGUCGAGACGCAACCUUCACCUGCGUGGUGAGCAACCUCGGUGGAUACCGGGUGAGUCCUUCCUCCUCCGCGAGCGGAGAUCACUCUGGCGGCGCCAAGGCCCGGGUGGCGUGGAUCAAAGCAGACACCAAGGCAGUCCUGGCGAUUCACGAACACGUGAUCACGAACAACGCGCGUUUAUCAGUAACACACAGUGACUACAACACGUGGACGUUGAAUAUUCGUGGGGUACGCCGAGAAGAUCGAGGCAUUUACAUGUGUCAAGUCAACACGGAUCCUAUGAAGAGUCAGAGCGCGUUUCUAGAAGUGGUGAUACCGCCGGACAUAAUAUCCGAAGAGACCUCGAACGACUUGAUGGUACCUGAGGGCGGAUCCGCAAAACUGGUCUGCAAGGCUCGCGGCUAUCCAAAACCUGAGAUCGUAUGGAAGCGAGAAGAUGGCGCCGAGAUUAUUUCCCGUGCCGGAUCGUCCGGUGGCAAAACGAAAAUAGCUACUGCUGAAGGAGAAACGCUGACUCUGUCGAAAGUAACCAGAAGCGAGAUGGGUACCUACCUGUGCAUCGCGAGUAACGGAGUACCACCAUCAGUCAGCAAACGAAUGAUGCUGCACGUACACUUUCACCCGAUGGUUCAAGUACCAAACCAGCUAGUCGGCGCGCCAACUGGAACCAACGUAACGCUGGUUUGUCUCGUCGAAGCUUCUCCGAAGGCCAUUAAUUAUUGGACACGCGAAUCAGGCGAGAUGAUAAUUAGCAAUCACAAAUACUCGAUGUCAGAAGUGAAGACAUCCGUGUACAGUGUACAGAUGCGCUUGGUAAUUAUGAAUCUACAGAAACAGGAUCUCGGUGGUUACAAGUGCAUCUCAAAGAACUCAAUCGGCGACGCAGAGGGAAACAUUCGACUUUACGAUAUGGAUCUACCGAAACACUCGAAGAAACUGGGAGACCGAAGACUGGACAGUGACACGAACGAAGCGGUCAACGAUCGAGAUCACAGACUGACUAACGUGUAUCAAGGCUCUUUACGGGAAACAGGUUCAACCUUGGAACCAUUCUUCAACGGCGACGACGCAUCCUCGUCGACGUCCUCAAACGACAUUUUACCACCCGCCUCUUGUAUUCUUCUAAUAGUAUUGUCCCAACUGCUCGCUUUGACGUAAAGAACACUAUAAAAAAAAGAAAAAAAAAAACACGUGAAUACAGAAGGAACGAAGAAUCAUGCGUUUACUUCAACGACGACGGUCGAUCAUUUCUUUUCCUGUGUGUCGAUGCAUAUCGAUUUCUGUGCUGCGUUAUACUCGUCGACAGAGAAAAAGCAAGUUCAUUUCGAAAAGAUUAGUUACAAGUUUGUGUUGAUAUCUCAUCGUUGCAUUUGUUCGAUCCCUCCAUCGAUGAUACACUACCGGAUCUAGCUGACGAAUUAGAAUCGAAAGAGGUUGUAUCUGUUUGCAGAGUUCGUUCGGUAAGUAAUGAUACAUACAGAUUUCUAUCUCAUGUGUAUAGUUUUAAAAUUCUAUCAUUUUUAAUUUUUGUUAAUUUGGUUUAAUUUGGUUUAAUAUUUUACCGAGUAUUCAUUUUGAAUUUUAUUCAUUUUUGGCUAGAAAAUGUUAUUUUCAUUUAUUUAUUUAUAAUUCGUUUCUUGUCUUUAUUUGAAUUUUUUCCUUUUUUAUGUAUUUAUCGUGGAUAUUAUAAAAUAAGAUCACAAAACGAUACGAAAAUAUUUUUCGACGUAUUUCGAGCAAAAUAUUUCUUACAUACUUCUCCUAUACAACUUGUACAAAUUUUGAUAUUUCAUUUUACGUGGAUUUAACUUUUUCUACAACUUUUCGCAACGUAUUUGCCUAGUUUGAAAGUACUAAGUAUCGUGUAAUGUAAAAGCAAGUUUAACUGAAUUAGAAGAAUUUUAUACAAAACUUCGUGAUCUUCACCGUUGAAGGACUGAUGAAAAUAUCAUACGAGCCUUAUACAUUUUUAUCUAAAAUUCGAUAAUUCAUUACACUGGACCAAAAUAUAUAUCAUAUUAUUCCGACUUGAGUGAAAAACUGUUAUUUAUUCGAACUUUGUUAUUAGUUCUUUGAAUUUUAAAAAUUCGUAACUUCUGAUUGAAGCAAAUUUGCAAAACACAGAAGUUAGAAUGGUAAACAAUUAACGCCCACAUUCUGUAUUUAUUUAUUACAAAAUUUUCAAUUAUCAUAUUUCUAUCUAAAUAUUAAUCUUCCAUAUUUUUUUUCUAUCUAUGUACAAUAUUUCCUCUAGAAAGCUGAACUGAACAACAAAUUAUCUAUCCAGAAAAAUAAGUAUUUAACUAAUAUUUAAAUUUUAUUGGCAAACCUUUUCGUAGAAUCUUAUCUUCAAAAAUUGUAUAACACUUCAUUUAUUAUUUUACAAGUGAAUAAUUUCACUAGGUUAAAUUUUGGUCAUUUGUAAACAACGCGUUUUGCAAAUAAUACGCAAACUCUUGGCAAGCGAUAGAUUUAAAUUCGUUACGUCGCCUAGGUAGGCAUUUUUAUCUCUCCAAUUAAGAAGACACGUCUCGUUAGAGCAAUUUCACCAUCCACCUGUUACUCUGUAAUCCACUUGACCUACGUGUAUAAGUCCACACUUUAAUGUAGCACCACUUACACGAUCUUUCAACAAAAGAACCAGACCAGAGAAGUAUUUUAAAGUGGUUUUAAAAAUACGCGCCAAUGUGCCAGGUAGUUAAAUACAGUAAAUGACUAUAAAAACUGAACCGCUCGAAGAAAACAGGAAAAACAUUUAAAGAACCGAAAAAACAGUACGCUUGACCUACUAAAUGAUCUUUUUCAUCAAUUCACGCGUAAUUGCAGACGAAUUGGUAAACGAUACGAAAUUCAUUAUAAUUGGACCUAGUUAAUUAGUACGUAAUAUAUACAAUGAUCCGAAAAUACUUUUUGUAGUCACUCUUAACAGUAACUUUUAUUCAAAGAAAACAUGCAUAAAAUAAAAAACAGGAUUAUAAAUUACUUCCAAAUAGAAUAUCAAUAGAAAUAACGAAACAAAAAGUAAAGAUUUUUUGAUUUCUCCAUCUCAUUAAUUCUCUCAAAUUAAUCACCCCUUUCAGUUAUCAAAUAAUACUUGGUAAAAAGAGGGUAAUUGUUUCGGCUGGACAAUUUAUCGAACGAAUUUCUACUCGAAUUUUUCCUCGCGUACGCCGUUUGAACAAAUGGAGAAAAAUCGACGGACUGAUUCCUUGUUUAUUCAGACCGCGAAACGAGUCGAACCUUUAGUCGUACCGCGAUAAACUUGGGUCACGGGUACAAUUGCACGUCGACCAACAGGGGUACGUUAUUGUAUCAGAGCUGACGAACGUGAAAUUAAUAUUCUAAUGAAUAUCGGAGAAACGUAACGGCAGAACGAAGAUCUCGUCGUGGAUCUCGUCAUAUCGAACAGUUCGCUCCACCGUGCGAUUGUCCGUUCUAGGCUUAACGAGAUAUCUCGUUAGCACUGCAUGUUCGCCUUCUCUGUCUCUCUUCGACGACCGGUCUGUCGAAUUGUCCGAUCUGUUGCAAUGAUAGAAUUAUUAAACCCCGGGCUCGUGUACUUUUUUCUUGUCCCAUCCUCAUCUCUACCUCGUUUUUCCUCCUACUUUUCUCUGUCCCUUUUCACGUUAUGUUUCACGGAUUCACGUGUCUUUUUUCAACGUGUGAACACGCAUAUGGAGGGCAUGAAAUAAAAUCUGUUCCCUUCAUAUCCGACUCGCUGGAUUAUUAUGAUCGUUGACGGGAAUAUCAGACAACCGAGAUAAUGUGAACGAAUGGAAUUUAGUUACGCAAAUGUUGUUCAUCACCGGUUCACAAAGGAUCAUGUGUGAAUCGUAGUUCUGGAUUUGAUUAAAACUCGAAUCAGCUACGUUUUCGUGUAGUUGAUACGUAAGCCAUUCAGACGCCACAUUGAUCAACUCUAUAAGAUAAAAGGAGCGAUGAUGUUGCAAAUACUAUUUUUUAAAUUCACUUUAGAAUUUGCUAUUCUUUAUAUCGUCUUCUUACGACGAAUAAACUUAUUGACGUAAAUGAAUCGUGUAUUUGUGUGAUGAAAGUAAAAAAUUAAUAAGAAGUAGAAUUGAUUUCUAAGAAAUCAUGCAGAGGUUGUUUAACAAUUUGUUGUUCGACAGCUCUUGAUAAUUUUUGAUAAUUUUUCCUUUCAUUUAAUGUUUCUAGUGAGGUUUUUAAUUCUGUUAUUUUGAUUCUUUGUUGAAGUGUCAUAAAAUCUUGGAAUAUGUCCUCUGAGGUCUUUACAAAUUUUUACGAUACUAAUGAAUACAAUUAAAAUUGCCAGAUACAUAUAUAUUAUUCGUACAUCAUAUCCGUUUCACUAGAUUAUCUAAAAUUUGGACGCAAAUAUUCAAGAGAAAUUUCAUUGUUGGCGUAGGUAUCAUCGAGAGGAAACAUAUAAAUUGUAUCAUUCUAUUCUAUUGUUUCUUGUAUUACGUAGGAGGACAAGGAAUAAAUUGGCAAUUAUUAGUAACCUAUACGAAUCCAAUACAUAUCCCUAAUCAAUUAUAAAGUAGCAAUAUGAUUUCACAUUUUUAAGCAACGAUUAGGAGUACACAAGUCUGAAGAUAUCGUUAGAUUUGUAAUAAAUACGAAAAAAAUUGUACAGACGAACUGAGUUUAUGGUAAUCGUUACACGAAUGUAAAAUUAAUAUACUUUUCGUGAGAAAAGAUUUUAUCAAGCUUAGAAAACUUUUGAAUAAGUUUCGCCAAUUAAACUUCAUCCACUUUGGUAGCAUAUUAUACAUUUCGUGGAUGUCCCAAUGUCUAAUAAAUUCAAAAAUGAAAAACAGUUCAUUCUUGUGAAAUGGAAAUUUAUUAUCUCAAUUGUUUACAUAUUUACAUAUUAAUGACCAACAUUUAACACAAUAUCGAUUGAUAAUUAGCUAGAAAAAUUUUAUUUGUUCCUUAAUUUCAAUAAUUUCUUCUAGUUACUCGUAACUUUCAUUGGACUUUCAUUCCUUACAAAUUUGUUUUUCCUCAAAAAUUAUAUCACUUACACGGAAAAGAUAAACUCCCAUCAUACCGAAAAAUAUUACGCCUCUGAUUAAGAUAUCAUCGAUUUUCUAAUCUAUAAAAUUUUGAAAUGAAAUUUUAUAUAUAUAUAUAUAAAAUUUAAGUAUAACGGUUCAAAAAUUACAAAGUAACCACGUAUACGUUGUAUGAAAAUGACAGUGUAACGAUAACGAUAAACGCAGUUUCCUGACAAAGUAUAGUUAAUUCAUUCAGCGUGCAGCGUGCGUUUUGCUCCCUUUUACAAGAAAGUCUCGUCGCUCAUAUACACGGAUAAAAGGAAAACGAAAAGAAGAACUGGCAGAAAAAAAGAGAGCACGAGACGAGAUAAAGGUCAAAAAUAAAAGAGUCGCGCAAUAAAGCACAAAGUCAUUAAUUAAAGUCGUCGUAUGAGCGAGAAAUGAAGUUGUAUCCGUGCUUUCGAUACUGUUAUAUCGGUGUGCAUGCACAGAACGCCACGUUGUUCGUAUGAUGAGCUUCCACCGUAUGUAGUGUAAAAACGAAUAAAAAAAUAUUAUGAAAAAACGAAGAAACGCAAAAGUGGAAAAUAUUCCGAGCUAGUAAGAAUGUAAGAAAUGUAUCCCUUUGCUUUUGCAACCAACAAAUAAAAAGAGAGAAAAGUAUCGUUGAGCAUUAUUAUGGCGAGUCAUGAAUGAUUCUGUACGGAUGUAUGAGAGGGUGUGUGUGCAUCUUAAACGGGUAUGUAAUGUUAGGAAAUAUAUGUACGAUUUUUACGUACAAAAAGAAAACGAGCAAAAUUUCAUUUAUCCUAUGUAUAUAGAUAGGUUAUGCGAUUUUUUAAAUUUACAUAUUUUGAAUUAUCAUAUACAUGAUAUGUGAUAGUAAAUAAUAAUAGAUUUGUGAGAUGGAACUAUAUCAUCUUGAGUUAUAUUAUUAAUAUUGUAGAGGAUGUUUAAUAUAUUUUUGAAGUUUCUGUUGGAAAAAACAGACUGAGAUAUUAUUUAUUUCUCACUAUAAAUCAAAGUAAAAUUAAAGUUUAGAUUUAUAAAUAGAUCGCAUUUUUGCUAGACAACUUGACAGAUUUGUUGAGAAAAUGCAGUUUUCUAGGAUUCUUUACAAAUAAUAUUCUUUCUAAGCAUAUUAAAAAAGUAUUAAAAAGAAAGUAAAAUAAUUCGCUUCAGUUGAAAGAACGUGCCAAAGUGUGUGAAUUUGAAGUAGUGAUUCCGCGUUUCACCUAUUAAUCGCCUUUGAUCUUCUCUUUUAAAUACAUUCUAAUUAAUGAAAUUUUGUUUUAGAGGGAUAUAUCAGUGUUUGAUGCAAGAUAUUAAUGUUAUAACAAUGUUUCCGGUAACGACAUUAUCCUGUUAAUAAUUAAGAAAUCUUUUAUCAGAAAAUUUUGUAUAAACAAAGCAACUAGUUCACAGAAGAUCGUACGGAACAUUUUAUUUAAUUAGAGGCUGAAAUAUAACGAACGCCAGUUUAAACAAAUUUCCCUUUAACUUAUUCGACGGAACGAAUUCCUUUGUUGCGUGAGAAAAUAAUCCCUGUUCUUGACGUCCAAUUUAAUAAUUACAGCCAAAGAUUUAUUUAAAAGAAAAAGUGCGGUUCGUUUGGAAAGAAAGUAAGAAAUUACGCAAAAAUUUUUAAUUUCGUUACUCUUCCAGUGAUAAUAACUGAUUAAUUAAAAUUUUUAUGGUAGAAAUCUUAUAGUUUAUAGCUUAAUAUAAUUUUUAAUGUGGUGAAUUUGAAAUGCAGAACUCAAAUAUUUGAGAAUUUAAUAAUAUAAAAAUUCAGCAAUUCAAGACGAAAAAUAGAAAACAAGGAAGAUGAUUCCAUAUAAGUUGAUAAUUCACAAAUAAACAAAAUUUCUACGCGCAAUUGCAAACAUGCGAAAUGAAUGAAUAUGAGUGAAUCGAUGACUGUUAGUAACUAGAAAGAAGAAAUUAUGCGACAUUUAAUAUUAGUGAAUAUGAGAAUACAUUUAUGUGUAGAUUGUGUAAAAUACAAAAUAUAAUGAAACGAUAUUAUUAAAGUUAUUGAAUUGUUGGCUGUAGGUGUUUACGACGUUUAUAUGAUAUAUAUAUAAUAUAUAUAUAUAAUAUAUAUAAUAUAUAUAUAAUAGAGUGUAAGAUAUAAAUACAAUAUGAAAUCAAAUUACACAACAAAAUCGGCUUUCCAUGGUUUGGUAACAUGAAACAAAAUCUUAAAUAUCGAAAAAGAUUCCAUCAACCAUUUUCUUUCAACAAUAACACGAAAAUGAAAAAGAGAGAAGUUGAUAGAAUUUUUAUCGUUAGAUAAUUUAAUUAACAUUAACGAAGAAAUUUAUCCACAGAUUAUCAUGAAUAUCAUCGAUCAUUUCUAAAUUAUAACUUUCAAUUCAUCUGCAAAAUUAUACGGAGAAUGAAACGUGUAAGUGAAUGAAAUGUAUAUUUAUGCAAAGCGAAACAAUCGAUAUAAAAGCGUAUUGUAAAAUAUACUACAUUAUUUAAUUAUUAGUACACUGAUUCUGAGUGGAUGUAAAUAUUUUUGUUCUACUAACCGUUUUUAUUCUAUUAUAUUAAAAGAUCCAGAUAAAUCUCAUGUUACGAGGCAAUCGGGAAACAUAGCAUGUUUAAAAAAAUUAAAGGAAAUCGCAUAAAUAUAAUGUAUCUCUAAAAGUGUACCGAAUUUAAUAGAGUAAGUCGAUUGACGCGCGGGUGAAAACUAUCAACGAAAAACAGAAAUUAAAGCUCAUAUCGGAUAACAUAUCGGGUGGCUUUUCACCCCCGUUGAAUUUUUCCUUACAUAUCCGGGAAAUACUUUUUUGGGAUUUCUAACUCGAAUUUUAAGCGAUUUCGACCGAAAUCUUCGACACUUUCAGGACCUGGAUUUUUGUAAUGUAAGUUAUUUUAUUUUAAAAAUGCUCUGUCAUUUUGUCAAUAUUGUAGUUAAUUUCAUUAGGUAACCAAAGAUGGCUUAACAUUUAUGAGAGACCACAAUCAUCGUAAGUAAUUAUAAUAUUAAUAUUUUCUUUUUUUUAUACAGAAUCCUCAUCAAUUUAUUAACAAGUGCACUAUUUAUAUUUUUAUUUGAAAUUUAGAAACUCUAAAGAUUAAAAGUUCGAAGAUUAAAAAAUUCUGAUAUUUGACAACUAUUAUUUACAAAGUGUUGAUACAUCUUUGGAUAUUCGAUAAAAAAUAACUAAAAUAUUAACAAAAAUGACAGAGCAUACCCUCCAAAGAUCACGAUUUGCACUUAAAGAACAUAAUAUACAAUUUUAUUUAGCAUCGACCUAUCCAUUCGAAUUGGCUUUUUGUGCUUCGUCAUUUAUCAAAUGCUAAAUUAGUGUUAGUUCCAUUUCCAUUAAUUAACAAUAAGUAAUACUCGAUCGAUAGAUGUGCGGAUUUGAUAAUAAACCAAAAUAAAAGAGAGUGACUAAAAAAAAAGAAGUAAACAUAUAUGAAUGAUUAGUCUUUGAGGAGGACUGAGAAUCGCCCUCCUAUAAAUGGCCGGGCCUUAAUAUAUUUUGCACUAUACAUACAUACAUAACGUACAUUAUUUAUGAAGAAAGAAAUAAAAAAUGAACGAACAGAAGGAUUUGUCAUAUUGUGAAUACGAUCAUCUUCCCCUUCGAGAGUCGAAUAUUUAAGGGCGUAGCCGCACACUGUACAAUAAUUACGCGCAUACACGUAUAAUAUAAAUAUAACAUAUGCAUACAUACAUACGGUAUAAUAUACGAAUAUGAUUAACGAUAUGCAUACUUGCGUCGAUGUAAUUAAAUAAUGUAUCGUGUAAUAACGUGAUCCCGUGAUGGAUACUUGUACUAAGCCUAUCAAUGAAUUAUCGCACUGCUGGUACCAACGGAGAUAAAUAUAUAUAUGAAACUGAAUAAAGAAACGAUUAAUGUAUAAA